Messenger RNA from Menidia menidia (Atlantic silverside), 660 nucleotides. The record is from the annotation of a GenBank genome assembly. NCBI's taxonomy places the organism in Eukaryota, Metazoa, Chordata, Actinopteri, Atheriniformes, Atherinopsidae.
GCUCUGGCAGAUGAGUUUCUGGAGGGCUCCCUGCUCCUGGACUCCUUCCUGGACCGCUUCCUGUCCCUGCGCUCGCUGGCUCACAAGCGGCGCGUGCGAUUGGAUAAGCUCCAGGAAGCGCUGCGCCAGCGGAGCGAGGCCGACGCCCCCCCCGCCGCCGCCGCCGUCGCCAUGGCGUCCGCCGGCAGCCAGAGCGCCGCCGGCACGCCGUCCCCGUGGAGCCAGCCGCCGUGCGCGGCCCCGCCCACAGACCCGCCCCAGAACGCCUCCCAGCCGGGGCCCCCCCCCGGGGCCCCCCCCGGCCUGCCCUACAGCCCCUACCCGGUGUCCCCGCCCCACCCGCUGCCCGCCGCCGCCGCCGCCGCCGGCCCCCCCGGCCAGGCCUCGCCGUUCCCCCCCUACCCCGGGGGGGGCUUCUCCGGGCCCAGGCCCGCCUUCGGGCCCCCGCCCCCGGUGGCCUGCCCCUACCCGGCCCAGCCCUCCUUCUCCGCCCCCCACCCCGGCUCGGCCUUCGGCCAGUACCCCCCCAGCCACGCCCAGAGCGCGCCGGCGCCCUACGCGGCCUCCUACAGCUACGGGGGCUACAGCUACCCGGGGGGGGGGCCCUACCCCUCCUCCCACAAAGUCCUAACCCGGUGGGGGAAAAAAACAUCCAAGUAA